Molecule: messenger RNA, 3054 nt
Organism: Histoplasma capsulatum G186AR
Lineage: Eukaryota; Fungi; Ascomycota; Eurotiomycetes; Onygenales; Ajellomycetaceae
Product: serine/threonine protein kinase ATG1
Exons: 3
Coding region: 1-3054 (1017 amino acids)
Biological process (GO): autophagosome organization; peptidyl-serine phosphorylation; protein autophosphorylation
Cellular component (GO): autophagosome; cytoplasm
Molecular function (GO): protein serine/threonine kinase activity; ATP binding
Source: RefSeq, a predicted model, not a curated record
AUGAAUUCUCCCAAGGAUGCCACUCCGCCAACUAGGCCGCCACACUCCAGACGACGCAAAGAAAUGGAUAUAGUCCCUAUACAGGUCGGGAGCUAUACCCGUCUAGAGGAGAUUGGCCGUGGCAGCUUCGCCACGGUUUAUCAGGGUGUUCAUAAUCGGAACCAAACCCUCGUUGCGAUAAAGUCUGUGAACAUGGCAAGGUUAAACAAGAAGCUGAAGGAUAAUUUGAAAUUAGAGAUCAACAUCCUCAAGGCUGUCCAUCACCCUCAUAUCGUGAUGCUUCUAGAUUGCCAAGAGACCGCCAACGAGAUCCAUCUUGUCAUGGAAUAUUGUGUCCUUGGUGACCUCUCGAUCUUCAUCAAGAAGCGCGAUUCCUUAGUAAGGCACCAGUUGACUCGUGAUCUGAUAUUAAGAUAUCCAAACCCUCAAAGUGGCGGUCUAAAUGAAGUUAUUGUGCGCCAUUUCCUGAAACAGCUUGCGAGUGCCCUCCAUUUCCUCAGGUCUAGAGAUUUGGUCCAUCGCGACGUUAAACCUCAAAAUCUUUUGCUUAAUCCCUCUCCCCGGUCUAUCGCCAGGGGAGACUACCGGAUUCCUCCUUACAAGGGAAAUGAAGAUCUAUUCACACCACUUGCAGGCCUGGAUUCCAUGCCCUUGCUCAAACUGGCGGAUUUCGGAUUUGCUCGCUCACUCCCUUCAACUUCUCUUGCCGAUACUCUCUGCGGUUCACCUCUCUAUAUGGCUCCUGAAAUCCUACGGUAUGAGAAAUACGAUGCUAAAGCCGACUUAUGGUCUGUGGGCACUGUUUUGUAUGAAAUGGUGGUUGGGAAGCCGUAUUUCAGAGCCACAAACCACGUGGAAUUGCUUCAAAAGAUCGAGAAAACCAAUGAUCGAAUCAAAUUUCCAGAACAAUGCGAGGCGUCAGAAGCUAUGAAGAAGACGAUACGACACUUGCUCAAACGAAACCCGGUGGAAAGGAUGGGCUUUAAUGAUUUUUUUGAGUCGCAAGUCAUUAAAGGUGAUAUCCCAGGCUUGGUGAUUGAGGACCGUUAUGCUGCCGCUAGGGAAAAGUCUGUUGCCGAUGAUAUUCAAAAGGUCAGCUCGACUCGACCGGAUCAAGAUGUAAACGUUGCUCAGGAAACGGGGUACUCGUCCUCCCCGUCAGGACGACGUUUUUCAGGCCAAACAGCAGAAAGUCCACACCCCGCCACCCCUCGCCCAGUAUCAGGGAGUUCUCCACGUCCAACCAGCGCUGUACGCCGUAUAGGAAGCCGCGAUAAGCCUGAUUUACAGCGGGCAGCCGUGACAGGACGUCAACAAAGCCUAAAUUCUCAGCCCUCCUCCCCUGGACGUCCUGAGUCUGGUGAUCAAAUUGUUGCUGCACAUGCCAUGGAACGGCAACAAAGUCGGAAUACAUCGUCCCCCGGAUCAUCGUUAUUUAAGGAAAACGUCGCGGAACGUGGAACCCUUCCACAACCAGCAACUGACGACAGGGAUGUCGAACGGGAACGGGAACGUGCUGCUCAGGAAGUGGCUUUCGAACGCGACUAUAUAAUCGUAGAAAAGAGGGCCGUGGAAGUGAAUGCGUUUGCUGAUGAGCUGGCCGCAAGUCCACGUAUACGGCAACAGGGCCAAGGGUUGGCGCGUCCGGCCACGGGAGUCAUGCCGCGGCGUGCUACCACCGCUGCUCACUCACCGAAUCCCUCGCAAAAUGCCUCUUCCCGCGCCUUGCAAUUGGUUACUGGGAGGCCGCGAGCAGACUCCAAUCACAAUCGUCAGAGUUCGUACGAACGGAGAUAUGGCCCAAGUCCUAAUUCCGCAACCUCCGCAAUCUCCAAAGCAUUGAAUAUGGCCAGCGGGCGGUUAUUUGGUGUUGGAUUUUCUCCCCCGUUGACCGUAACGAAAGGCGGAAGAUCCCCACCACUAGCAUACAACCCUUUCCCCGUGUAUCCACUUAGCCCCCAAGGUAACCUAGUCGUUGUCGGAGACGGAGCCAAGACACAAGUCGCUCUCGACGAGGAUACGAAAACUGUCCAGAUUAUCGAAGAAUGUGCGACACGGAGCGACGUUGUUUAUGGAUUUGCGGAAGUCAAAUACAAACAGUUGAUACCCCUGGCUCCGUCCAUGCAGCCUGAAACAGCUAUUCACCCCGGUACCGUUUCUCCAGAUAUGGAAGUUGAUCCUUCCCAGUCAACCGACGGUGGACUCACUACCGACGCCAUUGUGACCCUUUCCGAGGAGGCCCUGGUUCUUUACGUGAAAGCCCUCUCCCUGCUUGCAAAAUCGAUGGAUAUUGCCGGUGCAUGGUGGGCGCGAAAGAACACGGGGGAAGUUGUUGGCAUUAGCGGUGGUUCAUCUUCGAGUUCGGGGAACAACAAUAACGGCAGUGGUAAUACAAACCCCACCGUUGGUGCCAGGGUGAAUAACGUCGUGCAGUGGGUCCGAAACCGCUUCAAUGAGGUUCUGGAGAAGGCAGAGUUUGUGAGGCUAAAGCUUUUGGAGGCCCAGAAGCGGCUUCCUACCGAUCAUCCCUCGCAUCCAAGUAACAACGGUAACCAUUCGUAUGGAUCCGAUGCGGGGCUGGGACUGGGGACAUCUGUUGAUCAGAUCGUCGUGAGCUCCGGGAUUACUGCGGAGAAGCUUAUGUAUGACCGCGCGCUCGAGAUGAGUCGAACUGCUGCCAUUAAUGAGCUGACGGGGGAGGAUUUGCCUGGGUGUGAAAUUGCGUAUGUCACUGCUAUCAGGAUGCUGGAGGCUGUUUUGGAAAAUGAUGAGGAAGUGCUGUCGAAGGGACCUGGUCAGGGUGAGAAAGCCGGUAUGGCAAGCGGGGGCAUUGAUAAUGACGUUAUCAAUGGGGUGCAAUUGGAAGAUCGGCAGAUUGUGGCUAAACUCGUCGCCAGCAUCCGCACUCGUCUCACAGACUUACGAAAGAAAAUGGCCCUGAUGACCAAAAGAUCCUCCGCCCCGCCAGUUGUUCAAAGCAAAGUCACCGGCAUAUCGUCGCAUCUUCGCAGACCUACUUCGCCCGUUGUCACCGCCUCCGCUUCACCACGGUGA